AUGGAGGACGACGAGUUUGAUGAUUUCGGCGAGUUCGAGGAGUUUGACGCUGCACAGCCGAUAGAGCACGACCCGGCGCUUGUUUUCUCCCCGUCCACCGACUCAAUUGCCCGUCUACAACAAAGCCUCCACGACACCCUGAACCCAUUGCCGUUGCCCUCGCCCACAGAAAAGACCUUCGACCUGGACCAGCGGUGUCAGGAUGUGUACUCGCGGCUGGUGCACCCGCCCAUGAACGUGCGGCAGGUGAACUGGAAACGGUCGCUUUUGCGGCGCAAGCUGCUUGUGAGUCUGGGGAUCCCCAUCGAUCUGGACGAGGUUCUGCCGUCGGUGGCUGGUGCAAAGAUGAGCAAGUUGUACGACCAGAGUGCACUGCAAGGGCUGCAGAACAAUGUCAACGCCGAGCUGGAGACGCGGAUCUCGCAGGUGAGUGUUGACGAGACCCGCAAGGACGAGAUCCUGAGCUCGUCGGACUCGGUGCUGGAGUCGAUCCAUUCCAGAGUCCAGCCCAAAUCGUUCUACCAGGCGGCUGCAGAACGCGGAGACAUACAGGAAAAGACAAAAGAGCUCGAGAACGUGCGCGACGAGCUGUUGAAACUCGCUGCGUGCUGGAACCUACGACUCGAAGACUUGAAACAGGAUAACGAGAUAUAUUCAAUGUAUGUGGAGAACCUGGUUGGCAACACCCAGAAGCGACGAAGAGAAGAGAAAAAGGAGCUCAAGGGGAGCUCCUAG
Messenger RNA from Ogataea philodendri, 735 nucleotides. RefSeq lists its product as uncharacterized. The coding region runs from base 1 to 735 and encodes 244 amino acids. Lineage: Eukaryota; Fungi; Ascomycota; Pichiomycetes; Pichiales; Pichiaceae. The transcript has a single exon. The record is from RefSeq and is a predicted model, not a curated record.